CCGUUCGAGGCCAAGGGUUCGUUAGUACACCGCCUUCUUACACUGAAGGCAGUGAUCUGUAAUGAUCGGUCUCCUUGUUGUAACUUAGUCAAGCUUUAUGCUAAGAUGGGUCUUCAUCGUUACAAUUUGUUUCAGGGGACAAACUAUCAGCUCAUUCUCGUAAAGAAGUACCAUUACAGAUUGAUUCUUGCUGCUUCCACUUACUACAUAACUUUGGUUGCGAUGGACCCAUCUACCUCUUUGCUCCACACUUUUCAGACUAAAAUCGAUGAAGGCCAAAUUGCCGGAUUUGUUUUGAAGUGCAAUAUUGCUAGAAUCCGAGCGGAAACCAAUAAGGACGAGCGGGCUUAUUCUUGCUACUUCCCAGGUAGCAUGCCUGAGUGGCCGACAGAGGAUCCUUUCGACAACAGAAAGCGAUUUUACGUGUUGAACAAAUCAGAGGUCCAAGACAAUGACUGGAUUCGUCUUUACUUGGAACUUGCAGUCGCCAAAUAUAGAAGUAUCAACAUGGAUCCUGAUUUGUCCGACUUGAAGAUUGUGAAUGUGGCUAUAGAUACUAGCCAAGAUCUCAGUGAGGGACUCAAUGCCAAAAAUGCAACUGUCUACAUAAGUUACAAGGACUCGUGCGAGGCUCGGGUUGGUAAGGAUGUUGAUCGCAUAGCUAUAGUUAGAAGAACCUUUUGUGAGCGUACACGACAAUUCACUCUCAGGGGUCGGCAUCAGAGUUUAGAAAUUAUACCAAAAAAGCGUGCGGAUCAGGGUGAGGACGACUCGUGUGAGGCUGGGGUUGGUGAGGAUGCUGACCGCGUUAGAAGUAGCUUCAAUGAGCAUACGAGACGCCUCAGUCCCAUGGGUCAGCAGCAUCAGAGUUCAGUAAUUAUACCAAAAAAGGGUGCGGAUCAGGGUGAGGACGACUCGUGUGAGGCUGGGGUUGGUGAGGAUGAACAUUUAACCCCCAACACAUAGAAUUUUCAAAAGAAGAGUAGUCAAUAAUUAAUUACCUUCUGUAUCUGCUGAAAAGACGUUCCGGCACAAGUUCUGGAUGAUAUGCGGCAAUGAUGAAGUUUUAUGAUAUCACCAAUGGUCAUUCUGUGGCAAAUCACCAAAACAAAUAGUUUAUGAUA
Molecule: messenger RNA, 1124 nt
Organism: Camelina sativa (false flax)
Lineage: Eukaryota; Viridiplantae; Streptophyta; Magnoliopsida; Brassicales; Brassicaceae
Product: UPF0725 protein EMB2204-like
Source: RefSeq, a predicted model, not a curated record